ACAUGCUAGAUUGCCCUGUGGAGGGAAAAGAAGUUUCCGUGUUUCAGAAGCGAAAAGCUGUGGAGGGGAUGACUGCUUCUUCUCACUCCACUUCGACUAAACACAGAGCUACCAUGGAUGGAUACCGGAAGGUUGAGAAACAGAAACUCAAAUCGCUCUUAAACGAGAACGAGAUCCGAGUCACUUCUCACGGCUUGGUCCGUAACUAUGUUUACUAUGCCACCACUCUUCUUCAGGAGAGACGCACGAAAGAUAUUGUCUUGAAAGCACUGGGUCGGGCAAUUUCCAAGACAGUAACUAUUGCAGAACUUAUCAAGAAAAGAUUUCCUGGAUUGCACCAAGACACUGCCAUCAGUUCUGUAAGCAUAACAGAUGUUUGGGAACCCAUUGAUGAAGCGGGGCUUGAGACAGUGGAGAAGACUUUCCAUGUCUCCAUGAUUUCAAUCACCUUAUCAGAAAAAGAGCUAAAUAAGAACUCUCCUGGGUAUCAAGCUCCAUCUCGUGUUGAGCAAGGACAACAGUAUAAUAAUAACUACCUGUCACAACAACCAUAUAGACAGUCACCUGAAGUUUACAGCAGUGACGAUGAAGAUUCUUGUGGUCAAGGAAAUGGCUGUGGUGGAGGCAAAGGAUGUGAUUUGAAUAAAGGUGGAUAUGGAAACUAUCAAGGAAACCACCCAGAAAACUGUCAAGUGACUUAUGCACAGCCAGAUGAAGAAGAGGGUUCCGGAGAGACCAACGUUGAUGCUGGCUGCUGCAGAGGGGGGAGAAGUUGGGAUGAUAGUUCUGAUGAUUGUGUGAUUUUGGAGGAAGACCCUGAUAAGCCAGUGAAAGUGGUGAAUGAAAAAGUGGAGAAUGAUUCUGAUGAUCUGCUUGUGGUUAGUGAAAAGGGGCAGGUCGUUGCUUGUAGAGAUUAUCCCCAUCCUCGCCAUCUUUGUGUCAAAUUUCCUUUUGCCACAACACCACAUGAAUCCCACUGCGACAAGUGUUAUUGUUAUGUCUGUGACACAAUCGCCCCGUGUCUCUACUGGGUAAAUGACAACUUUAUGUCCCACUGUAAUGCCACUGAUAGCAUAGGGUUUUGGAGACUCCAAAGAGAAAACAGAAAGACAACUCUUGCAAAUAGUUUCGAACAUUCAUUGCCGUUACUCUAGAGCAAAUUUUACUGUGGACCAUAUAGCAGCAUAGACCAUAAAGCAAAACGAUCAAUGUUGUAUCAUUUUAGUUAUACUUCAGUUUUAUUUGACAAUCUGUUACACAAUCGGUUCAAUUGUUAUACGGUAGGACAUUGAGAUGUCCACUGUGAGAUUUUUUGGUGA
Molecule: messenger RNA, 1319 nt
Organism: Ipomoea nil (Japanese morning glory)
Lineage: Eukaryota; Viridiplantae; Streptophyta; Magnoliopsida; Solanales; Convolvulaceae
Exons: 10
Coding region: 3-1154 (383 amino acids)
Molecular function (GO): RNA binding
Source: RefSeq, a predicted model, not a curated record